This is a messenger RNA of Galeopterus variegatus (Sunda flying lemur), 2309 nucleotides long. Its product is annotated as tripartite motif-containing protein 5-like. The record is from RefSeq and is a predicted model, not a curated record. The transcript has 4 exons. NCBI's taxonomy places the organism in Eukaryota, Metazoa, Chordata, Mammalia, Dermoptera, Cynocephalidae. Bases 485 to 1090 code for a protein of 201 amino acids. Gene Ontology annotation, molecular function: protein binding.
AGUUUACAUAUAUAUUGAAUAAAUCAAGGAGCCAUGGAUUAAUUAAACAUCUCAUGGGAAGACAUAUAUUUGGUAAAAUAUAUAUAUAUAUAAAUAAAUGUGUCUCUCUCUUUUUCCUUGUAAACAUGUCCCAUCUCUAUAUAUCAGAACCUCUUGUUAUGCUUCCAUGCGAGUAAAAGAUGUUUCUACUAUUUAGGGAGGUUGACAACUUCACAUGAGUUCUGGGAUGAUUGGCAUGAGUCUUAUCUUUACUUUUUUGUCAUUUGCAUUGGGAUCAAAUCCAUUCUCAGCACAUCACUAUAUGGUGAGGAUAUAAUAAAGCUUUCUAAAUGAGGACAGUCUAUCAUAUCUAAACUCAUAUUUUCUCCCUUCUUCCUAGGAUGUGAACAGCAUUACAGCAAGGUGUCAGAACUUCACCCUGAAGACCCCAAAAACUUUCCCCAAGAAACAAAGCAGAGUUUUUCAAGCUCCGGAUCUGAAAGGGAUGCUGCAAGCAUUGAAAGAGCUGACAGAUAUGCAACUAUACUGGGUUGACAUGAAAUUGACUCCAAGGAAAAAUUCAAAUACUUUUAAUUUUUUUAAUCCGACACAAGUGGAAUUCUCAUUUGAGAAGUGUUCAGCUCCUGCUAAUUCAAGUAGUAAUGAUUAUUACAGCAUCGGAGGCUCCCCACUGAUGACAUCAGGACAACAUUACUGGGAGGUAGAUGUGUCCAACAAAAGCGCCUGGAUCCUGGGGGUAUGUGAAGUAAAAGACCUCCAAUGGCUUGUGAGGAACUGUUUUACACAAGUUGUAAGUUACCAACCUAGACAUGGUUAUUGGGUUAUAGGGUUAAAGAAUCAAGUUGAAUAUACUGCUUUUCAGGACUCUUCCUCCAAUGAUCCCUUGAUUGUGACCCUCUUCCUGCCAGUUCCUCCCUGGCGUAUUGGGGUUUUCCUAGACUAUGAUGCUGGUACUCUCUAUUUUUUUAAUGUUACCAAUGGGUUUCUCAUCUAUAAAUUCUCUUCAUGUCGCUUUUCUCCAAUGGUUUGUCCAUAUUUCAAUCCUAUAAAUUGUUCAGUCCCCAUGACUCUGUGCUCGCCAAGCUUGUGAAGUUCCUACACCAACACCCACUUGCCUGGAUGCAUCUCACGCACCUGAGCUCAUCGGCACCAUUCUAACCGUCUUUUCCUUGCUGCCUGCUCUUCAAUCUAUUUGUGCAAAUUGCCUUGUGCCACAUUCCUCCCAAUAUUUCAUUUGCAUUUAUGAGAAAAUUUUAUUCAUUAUUUUCCAUACUCAGGAAAAAUGACUGAUCCUUCAUAAAGAAAGACCAGUAUUGAGGUAACACCUCUGCCAAAUCUUUACAACCCAAUUCCCUCUGACACUGACUAAGAAAACAAAAACAUAUUUUUCAACAACUUUUUUAUAUUAUUGAAGGGCAUGUCUAGGAGUCACUCACUAAAGAAUGAGCCAUUAGCAGUGUGUCAGCUUAUCCGUGAUGCCCCUUAUCAUCAAGGUAUGAAGGAGAAAAUAUAAUUGCUUUAUACAAAGAGUGGAGGCUUUGAGUACAGAGUGUCUGAGUUAAAAUUCUGUCUUCCCACAUACUAGCCAUGUAAUUUUGAAUAACAUUCUUAAAUUGCUGUGCUUAUUUUCUUUAAAUAAUUUUGGUAUAAAAACUUCACCUAAUACUUUGGAUCACUGUGACAAAAUUAAUUCAUUAAGUAUAAAGCAUCUAUUUAAGUUCUCAACUUAAUAAUAAGUAUUUGCUCUACUAAGUACUGAAAAAUGUAACCUGUGGCCGUGUCCCAUGGAACAGCUUGUGCCUUCGGAGGAACUAAGUUUACCUUUACUGAAUUCUCAUUUUUUUUAUGUCCUAUACACCAUCCUCAAUACUACUCCAGCUCUGUCUUUUAUAUACAUACAUACGUACACACACACACAUUUAAAAUUUCAUUGUAAUUCUGAUGUUGCUACAGUCUUGCCCUUAUCAAGUAAACACAAUUCUAUGGGAUUCAGUUUAUUAUUUGAAAAAGAAUAAUAAAAACUAACUUUACCAGAUAUAGUAUUUUGAAACUUAAAAAACAGAAUGUUUUCUUAAUAACUUCUAUCAUUUCUAGCACAUAAGAAGUAAUCUAAUAAGGUGUCUAUUAAUUUUUGUUUCUUUUCUCUGUUACUGAAAUAAAUGAUUUAUAAGAAAAUGUGUUAGUUUACUUUCAAAAUUAUUACCCAAACUUUGCUUUUAUAAAUAGUGUAACUAGAUUAAAGAACCACAGAUUUUUAUUUAUUUUUUUUAAAAUGUAAAAUAAAUGCUGUUGAAUGGAAAAAAAAAAAA